Messenger RNA from Panicum virgatum (switchgrass), 2283 nucleotides. Its product is annotated as UDP-glucose 6-dehydrogenase 4. Gene Ontology annotation, cellular component: nucleus; cytosol. Gene Ontology annotation, molecular function: UDP-glucose 6-dehydrogenase activity; NAD binding. The transcript is spliced from 3 exons. Bases 435 to 1877 code for a protein of 480 amino acids. The record is from RefSeq and is a predicted model, not a curated record. Lineage: Eukaryota; Viridiplantae; Streptophyta; Magnoliopsida; Poales; Poaceae. Gene Ontology annotation, biological process: glycosaminoglycan biosynthetic process.
ACUUUCCGCCACCACCUGGGUACUCUCCUCUCCAACUCGUCCUCCUGCGCCCUACUGUUCUGCCGAAGAUCCAUCUGGACCCCGGAUUGACUCUUCUUUCGUUUGUGCUGAGCACUACCUUGCUUGCUUGCGUUGUUGCGAGAGUUGGUCUGGACGAUGUGACCCAAAUUGCCCUUGGCGGGUGGGUUGGCUUUGCUUGCUGCUCCGCGGAGCACGGACCAAUGGCGGUCGAUUUUCCAGAGGAAGUUGGUGCCCCAUGUGUGCGUGCGUGUAGGUGGCUUGCCGUGUUUCUUGGUCCCUUCGCAGGCACUCAAAGGGAGUCACCAACUUUCCUUCGCUGCUCUGCAUACAAGAGGUUGCCUCCAUCUCUUCUCUAGUAGUGACUUCCAAAGAUCUUCCUAAACUUCUUGAGAUUGGUUGUGCAGUAAACUAAGAUGGUGAAGAUCUGCUGCAUUGGAGCUGGCUAUGUUGGUGGCCCUACAAUGGCUGUCAUUGCCCUCAAGUGCCCAGCAAUUGAAGUUGUUGUUGUUGACAUAUCCAAGCCUCGCAUUGAAGCUUGGAACAGCGACCAGCUCCCAAUCUAUGAGCCUGGUCUUGAUGAUGUCGUGAAGCAGUGCAGGGGCAGGAACCUCUUCUUCAGCACUGAUGUUGAGAAGCAUGUUGCUGAGGCAGACAUCAUUUUUGUCUCGGUUAACACUCCCACCAAGACCCGUGGGCUUGGAGCAGGCAAGGCUGCCGAUCUCACCUACUGGGAGAGUGCUGCCCGUAUGAUUGCUGAUGUCUCCAAGUCAGACAAGAUCGUUGUUGAGAAGUCCACUGUCCCAGUAAAGACAGCAGAGGCUAUUGAAAAGAUUUUGACUCACAAUAGCAAGGGCAUCAACUACCAGAUUCUCUCAAACCCAGAGUUCCUUGCGGAGGGCACAGCGAUUGAGGACCUCUUCAAGCCUGACAGAGUUCUCAUCGGUGGCCGGGAGACUCCUGAGGGCAGGAAGGCCGUUCAGGCUCUUAAGGAUGUGUAUGCCCACUGGGUUCCUGAGGACAGGAUCCUCACCACCAACCUGUGGUCUGCCGAGCUCUCCAAGCUUGCUGCGAAUGCAUUCUUGGCCCAGAGGAUCUCCUCUGUGAAUGCCAUCUCGGCACUCUGUGAGGCCACUGGUGCCAAUGUAUCUGAGGUGGCUUACGCCGUUGGGAAGGACUCAAGGAUUGGCCCCAAGUUCUUGAACGCCAGUGUUGGCUUUGGUGGGUCCUGCUUCCAGAAGGACAUCCUGAACUUGGUCUACAUCUGUGAGUGCAAUGGCCUUCCCGAGGUGUCCAACUACUGGAAACAGGUCAUCAAGAUCAAUGACUACCAGAAGAGCCGGUUUGUGAACCGUGUUGUUUCCUCCAUGUUCAACACUGUUGCUGGCAAGAAGAUCGCCGUUCUUGGUUUUGCCUUCAAGAAGGAUACCGGUGACACGAGGGAGACCCCAGCCAUUGAUGUGUGCAAGGGCUUGCUGGGUGACAAGGCUCAGAUCAGCAUCUAUGACCCCCAAGUCACUGAGGAUCAGAUCCAGCGGGACCUCGCCAUGAACAAGUUCGAUUGGGACCAUCCGAUGCACCUGCAGCCUACAAGCCCCAGUGCUGUGAAGCAGGUGAGCGUGGUCUGGGAUGCAUACGAGGCCACCAAGGGCGCCCAUGGCCUCUGCAUCCUCACCGAGUGGGACGAGUUCAAGACCUUGGACUACCAGAAGAUCUUUGACAACAUGCAGAAGCCAGCUUUUGUCUUUGAUGGGCGCAACAUUGUUGACGGUGAGAAGCUCAGGGAGAUUGGCUUCAUCGUCUACUCAAUUGGCAAGCCACUUGAUGCUUGGCUGAAGGAUAUGCCUGCUGUUGCUUAAUUUCCCAGAUUUCCAUCGCAAGCGUGCCACUUGAACUGCAGGAAGUCUACCAAGAAGAGGAAUUGUUUGACCAUUCUUUAUAGUUUGCUUUUGCUGGAGGCACGGCAAUUCUCUCAGGCACAAAAUUGGAUGUUAGUAUCUCCGUUUAUGUUUGAAUGGUCGCAGCAGCCAUAGCCCGGUUGCCAGUUGUAUUCAUGUUCAUCGUUCUUUGUUUAUUCAUUUACCGUUUGGUUUCUGCUCCAUCACCAAAUAUAAGCUAGUUUUAAGUUACAUAGUAUUUUGCAAAGAUAUGGUCACUCCUAGUUAUGCCUUCUUAUGUUUAUACAUUUGUCUUUGUUCAGUCUAUGCAUGCUUCCUCUGUUCGAACACUAAUGGAUGUCAAUUAAUGGUGGGUGCAGUUCUAAUA